CACCAUGUUCAGCUGGCUGAAGAAGCAGGAGAAGGGCCCCGAGGCCGUGCGCACGGUCACCGAGAGCCUCAAGGAGCUCUACAAGACCAAGCUGCUCCCGCUCGAGGAGCUCUGCGGCUUCCACGACUUCCACUCGCCGCCGCUGGAAGACGCCGACUUCGACUCCAAGCCCAUGGUCCUGGUGGCCGGGCAGUAUUCCACCGGGAAAACCACCUUCAUCCGCUACCUGCUGGAGCAGGACGUGCCCGGGAGCCGCGUGGGGCCCGAACCCACCACCGACUGCUUCGUGGCCGUAAUGCACGGCGCCAGCGCGGGCACCACUCCCAUGUCCUGCCGGCUCCAGAGGAGCACCCGGCCCCAUCUCCAGAUGUGCCACCAUCUCCCCCCCCGUUCCAGCUGUGCCCCGUGCAGGGACCCGGGGGGGAUCCCCGGGGCCCCCCGCUCAGGCCCCGCCGUCCCCGCAGGCUACGACUUCGCGGCCGUGCUGCAGUGGUUCGCGGAGCGCGUGGACCUCAUCGUCCUGCUCUUCGACGCGCACAAGCUGGAGAUCUCGGACGAGUUCUCCGAGGCCAUCCGGGCGCUGCGGGGCAACGAGGACAAGAUCCGCGUGGUGCUCAACAAGGCCGACACGGUGGAGACGCAGCAGCUCAUGCGGGUGUACGGGGCGCUCAUGUGGUCGCUGGGGAAGGUGUUCGGCACCCCCGAGGUGCUGCGCGUCUUCAUCGGCUCCUUCUGGGCCGAACCGCUGCUCGUGGCCGACAACCGGCGCCUCUUCGAGCUGGAGGAGCAGGAUUUGUUCCGCGACAUCCAGAACCUGCCCCGCAACUCGGCCCUGCGCAAGCUCAACGACCUGGUCAAGAGGGCGCGACUGGUCCGGGUGCACGCGCACAUCAUGGGGCUGCUCAAGAAGGAGAUGCCGGCCGUGUUCGGCAAGGGCAGCAAGAAGAAGCAGCUCAUCGCCAAACUGCCGCUGCUCUUCGCCCGCAUCCAGAUGGAGCAGCACAUCCCGCCCGGAGACUUCCCGGACUGCGCCCGCAUGCAGGUGGGCACGGGGAUCCCGCUUCGCACACCGAAAAACGCGCUUUCUGCGCCCAGAAAUCCUGCUUUCCGCACCCAGAAAACCCGCUUUGCGCACGGGAAAUGCUCUUUCCGCACCUGGAAAAGCCGCUUGCUGCGCCCGGAUAACCGGUUCCCACCUGCUUCCUUGCACCACGGCAUCCCAGAACCAGCUUUUUUGCACCCGGAUAACCGGCUUUAA
This is a messenger RNA of Tinamus guttatus (white-throated tinamou), 1258 nucleotides long. The record is from RefSeq and is a predicted model, not a curated record. Lineage: Eukaryota; Metazoa; Chordata; Aves; Tinamiformes; Tinamidae.